AUGGCGUCGUCUCGAUUUAUUCGAUUUUUCAGUCGUCGACACACAAAAACUCAAGCAGCAAUUUUAAAUGAUGAUAAUAAUAAUAAUCAUCAUUCAAAAUCAAAAUUUCUUUUUAAUACAAAAACUGAUUUAAUUGAAAAGCCUCAAUCAAUAAUACCAAUUAAAAAUGGUCUUGUUUGUACUGUUGUUUUUCUCGAUGGUGAAGACGUGAAUUUUGAAGUAGAUCGUAAAGCUCUUGGCAAAAAUCUUUAUGAUAAAGUCAUUGCUCAUACAAAACUUGUUGAAUCUGCUUACUUUGGUCUUCAAUUUACUGAUACACAUAAUGUUACUGUAGCUGAAUUAGGAGAUUAUACAAGUGAUGAACACUCAAUUAAAAAUAUAUCACAAUUUCGUUUUCUACCAGAUGAUAAACAAACAGAAGAAUUUGAACGAGAAGUUUUACAAAAAUGGGCAACAUACAAAGGUUUAACACCGGCUGAUUGUGAAAUUCAUUUUUUAAACAAAGCACGUUGGUUAGAAAUGUAUGGUGUAGAUCUACAUACAGUUAUGGGUAAAGAUGGUUUAGAAUAUACACUUGGUUUAACUCCAACUGGUAUUCUUGUGUUUGAAAAUAAUGUCAAAAUUGGUUUAUUUAUUUGGUAA
Rotaria sp. Silwood2 is the source of this 642-nucleotide messenger RNA. NCBI's taxonomy places the organism in Eukaryota, Metazoa, Rotifera, Eurotatoria, Philodinida, Philodinidae. The record is from the annotation of a GenBank genome assembly.